Messenger RNA from Knipowitschia caucasica, 2205 nucleotides. NCBI's taxonomy places the organism in Eukaryota, Metazoa, Chordata, Actinopteri, Gobiiformes, Gobiidae. The record is from the annotation of a GenBank genome assembly.
AUGCCUAAAGUCGCAAUGCCAGAGACCGAUGACAAGAUGCGGGCCUUCGCUGAGAAGGUCUUUGCAGCUGAUGCCAAAGACGAGAACAUUCGUGAUGAGGUCUCCAUGUUUGACGUGGCUGAUGACUGCCCCAUCCUCAACCAGGAGAUGGCUCACCAUCUGCAGGUCGAUGACAAUGCAGAGAAGCGCAAGAAGCAUCAGCUGGUCUGCCACAUGGCCGCACCCAGCAGUGCAGCCCAGAAGGGCUCUGGUGCUCCAGUGAUGACAGUGCAGGUGGAAACGCCCACAUACCUGGAUGUACCCGACUUCCAGAGAGUGGCUGUCAUUGGAGACUAUGCCUCUGGGGUGACCAUGGACGACUUUGAGUUGGCCUGUAAAGGUCUGUACCGAGCACUGACCAUCAGGGAGAAGUACAUGCGACUGGCCUAUCAGCGCUAUCCUCGCACUGCCUCUACUUACCUGUGCGAAAUCCAGGGAGAGAGCUUCAAACCUGAGGACCAGGUGCAGCCGGUGUUCACUCCUCCUCCAAAAAAUGGAGAGGACCCUUUUGACACCAAGGCCCUUCCUAAAAACCUAGGAUAUGUGGCCCGCAUGAAGGACGGUGUUAUAUACGUGUACAAUGACGCUGCUGCAGCAGACAAACACCAGCCCAAAGAUCUGCCCAGCCCCGACUACAACACCUUCAUCGACGACAUGAACUUCCUCAUUGCUCUCAUUGCACAGGGACCAACUAAGACUUACACACAUCGUCGUCUGAAGUUCAUUAUGUCUAAGUUCAACGUGCAUGAGAUGCUGAAUGAGAUGGAGGAGAUGAAGGAGCUGAAGACCAAUCCCCACAGAGACUUCUACAAUGUCAGAAAGGUCGACACCCACAUCCAUGCAGCCGCCUGCAUGAACCAGAAGCACCUGCUGCGCUUCAUCAAAAGCUCCUACCGCCGAGAUGCAGACCGGGUGGUCCAUAACCUCAAAGGCCGAGAGGUCACCAUGAAGGAGCUGUUUGAGUCGCUCAACCUCCACCCUUAUGACCUGACUGUGGACUCCCUGGACGUACAUGCUGGCAGGCAAACCUUCCAGCGCUUUGACAAGUUCAAUGCAAAGUACAACCCUGUGGGAGCCAGUGAGCUGCGAGACCUGUACAUGAAAACAGAGAACCACCUGGGAGGAGAGUACUUUGCCACCAUUAUCAAGGAAGUGGCGAGUGACCUGGAGGAUGCCAAAUAUCAGUAUGCUGAGCCCCGUCUGUCCAUCUACGGCUGCAAUGCCAAUGAAUGGAGCAAGCUCUCCAGCUGGUUUGUCAAGCACAGAGUCUACUCCCCACAGCUCAAAUGGAUGAUCCAGGUCCCUAGGAUCUAUGACAUCUUUAGAGGAAGGGACUUUGUGCCCCACUUUGGAAAGAUGCUGGAGAAUAUUUUCCUGCCUGUGUUCCAGGCCACGAUUGACCCCCAGUCCAACCCUGACCUCAGCAUCUUCCUAAAUCAUGUCACAGGCUUUGACAGUGUGGAUGAUGAGUCCAAACACAGUGGACACAUGUUCUGUACUAAGAGCCCCAAACCAGAGGAGUGGGACAUCACCAAGAACCCCUCCUACACCUACUACAUCUACUACAUGUAUGCCAACAUUGCAGUGCUCAACCAGCUUCGCAAACAGAGGGGUAUGAACACGUUCAUGUUCCGGCCUCACUGUGGGGAGGCUGGCGCUAUCACCCAUUUGCUCGCUGCUUUCAUGACAGCUGACAACAUCUCUCACGGCCUCAACCUCAAGAAGAGUCCCGUACUGCAGUACCUGUACUUCCUGACCCAGAUCCCCAUUGCCAUGUCUCCUCUGAGCAACAACAGCCUGUUCCUGGAGUAUGCCAAGAACCCUCUGUUGGAGUUCCACCAGAAGGGCCUGAAUGUGUCUCUGUCCACUGACGACCCCAUGCAGUUUCACUACACAAAGGAGCCCCUGAUGGAGGAGUACGCCAUCGCUGCUCAAGUCUUCAAACUCAGCACCUGUGACAUGUGUGAGAUUGCCAGGAACAGUGUUCUGCAGAGUAGCUUGUCUGAUGAGGAAAAGACACACUUCUUGGGUCAGGAUUACCUGAAAGAGGGUCCAGAGGGAAAUAACAUCCAUAAGACCAACGUGGCUCAGAUUCGUAUGGCCUACCGCUACGAGACUCUGUGUUAUGAACUGAACCUCAUCAAGGACGGCGUCAAGGGCGAGUGA